AUUCUUCUCUGUUUUGUUCAGAAAGCGUACAUAUAACCAAGAAACCGUCCAACGAUCCAUCUCAAGCAAAUCUUUUUCGGCUCUCUCUCUCUCUCUCCCCCAUCGACCGGUCUUGCUAAGAGAGAUGCACGACUUUUGCUUCACGAUCCCGUACGGACUCCUCGUCCUCGUCGGCGGCAUCGUCGGCUACGCCCGCCGAGGGAGCACCGCGUCGCUCGCGGGCGGCGCGGGCUCCGGCCUCGUCCUCCUCCUCGCCGGGUUCGUUAGCCUCAAGGCCUUCGAGAAGCGCCGCAACUCCUACCUUGCCUUCGGCCUCGAAACCGUUUGUGCCCUUGCCCUAACAUUUGUUAUGGGGAAAAGAUACCUCGAAACCUCCAAGAUAAUGCCAGCUGGAGUAGUUGCCGUUCUCAGUGCUUUAAUGUCUCUAUUCUAUCUGUACAAGAUCGCAACUGGAGGUAAUCAUAUUCCACCCAAGGCAGAUUGAGAUUGAUUAAUAAAUUUUAUAGUCAGCAUGUACCUCAGUGGAUUGACAGGUUAACAUGUAUCAUCUCCUUGGUGCUUAAAAUACAGAAUUAUAACAUUUACAGACUUAUUGUUAUAUCUCAAACAGUAUGUGGUAUGCUACUUGGAUAAAACUGGGUAAGCUGUAAUUCAGUAAUUUUCACAUGACUCAUGCAUGACAUUGCAGUUUGAAA
Messenger RNA from Musa acuminata AAA Group (dessert banana), 695 nucleotides. RefSeq names its product protein FATTY ACID EXPORT 5. Gene Ontology annotation, biological process: fatty acid transport. The coding region runs from base 125 to 484 and encodes 119 amino acids. Gene Ontology annotation, cellular component: chloroplast inner membrane. The transcript is spliced from 3 exons. NCBI's taxonomy places the organism in Eukaryota, Viridiplantae, Streptophyta, Magnoliopsida, Zingiberales, Musaceae. Gene Ontology annotation, molecular function: fatty acid transmembrane transporter activity. The record is from RefSeq and is a predicted model, not a curated record.